Daphnia carinata is the source of this 1355-nucleotide messenger RNA. RefSeq names its product all trans-polyprenyl-diphosphate synthase PDSS2-like. Gene Ontology annotation, molecular function: prenyltransferase activity. Gene Ontology annotation, biological process: isoprenoid biosynthetic process; ubiquinone biosynthetic process. Lineage: Eukaryota; Metazoa; Arthropoda; Branchiopoda; Diplostraca; Daphniidae. The coding region runs from base 262 to 1329 and encodes 355 amino acids. The record is from RefSeq and is a predicted model, not a curated record. The transcript is spliced from 8 exons. Gene Ontology annotation, cellular component: mitochondrion; transferase complex.
UGUUGAGCUUUCAAAGGGAGCGAUUCUCGUUCCUCGAUUUUCUGAAUGGCUGAGGACGAACAAAGCACCACCCACUUUCUGGAUCCUCAUUCUCAUCCAAGUUUCGAAAAUAUUUGCGGUGUCGCCGCCUAGUAUGGAGUUUGCUGGUAGCAGGUGAUGGCCGCAACGUUGAAAUAAAUUAAGCCCACCGGAAAACUUGCUUCGUCAUUCGAGUUCAGCAAGCAAUGACGUAGCUGGUCAUCGCAGUGGCAAUUGGAUCUUAUGCAAAUUACGAGUAAAGGAAAUAUCCACCUGAUAGAGCUGUACCUUUUAUUAAAAAAAAAAGAAGACAUGGUACCCAGAAGUUGUUUGAUUCGCUGGAAAGCACUUCAUCUGGGUUCCCGUAUUCACCCUGCAGUUAGCUUCUCCAGAAGUUUAUUUGCAAGUACCCAAGUGCAUCAAACAAGUUGGGUACAAGCCGUUUCAAAUGCAGAAAAAGUAGUGGGCUUUCCUACAUCCCUCCUUAGUCUGCGAAGCGUUGCAAACGAUGAAAUUUCUAAUAUUGCGGUAUACUUAAAAAAGCUUAUUGGGACCGGACAUCCACUCAUUGCCACUGCCAAAAAUUUGGUGUAUUCCAAAGAUAAGACCCAUCAAACCAGAGGCUUGUUGGUUUUGCUUAUGUCAAAGGCAGCAAAAAAGGAGUCUGGUCAAGACAUUUUGCCUCAACAAAGAACCCUUGCAGAAAUCACAGAAUUGGUCUAUACAGCUCAUGUAAUUCACGGUGGAGUAAUAAAUCUUAACACACCAAAUGCUAACCUAGAGAUGGGUAACAAAAUGGCAGUUUUAUGUGGCGACUUCUUUCUAGCCCAUUCUUGUGUGCAGUUAGCAACCAUACAAAAUCUGAAGAUUGUAGAGCUGAUUGCACAGGCAAUAACAGACUAUAGUACUUCUGAAUUCAUAGAUGUAGUUGCAAAUGAAAAUGAUUCUGCAUUGGAUAGGUGGAAUCAGCAAACGAAAUUAAGAUAUGGUUCUCUAAUAUCCCAUGCUUGCCAGGCAACACUCAUUCUCGGAAAUAACGCAGAACUCGCCGAAGCUGGAAAAUCUUUUGGUAUGGAGAUCGCAUUAGCUUGGCAGGCGAACAUUGAAAUCCAGACCUACCAAAGCAGUGAAAAUAGAGCUGAUCAUGUUCUGUCCAAGUUGUUUCCGGAAACUUCAUUUGUAGAGGUUGUAUCAAAUUUUCAAGCUGUACGUGAUAAGCACGUCGAUGCAACAUUGAAAAUAUUGACCGCAUUUCCGCAGAAUGAUGCCACCAUUGCCCUGGGUAAUAUUGUAAGGGCACUCAAGUAUUGAUUGUGCUUUGACUUUACUAAAUUACC